AUGGACCCCAGGAGAAUGAUUGGUGUAGGGUGUACUGGAUUACUUGCACCGAGUCCGAACAGGAUGUUCAAGUUGCCCAUAUGUAGACAUCGUGAACAUUCUCACGGCAAUUUACUGGACGUUUAUGGGUGCUUAUGGGCGCUUAUCAUUGCCAGCGCCAUUGAAGACGGUCAGACCCUCUGGAACUUGAAACACCCUCAGCCCUUACAGCCCUCACCAGCUACAGAUUAA
Messenger RNA from Serpula lacrymans var. lacrymans S7.9, 231 nucleotides. RefSeq lists its product as uncharacterized. The coding region runs from base 1 to 231 and encodes 76 amino acids. The record is from RefSeq and is a predicted model, not a curated record. NCBI's taxonomy places the organism in Eukaryota, Fungi, Basidiomycota, Agaricomycetes, Boletales, Serpulaceae. The transcript is spliced from 2 exons.